Messenger RNA from Thlaspi arvense, 744 nucleotides. The record is from the annotation of a GenBank genome assembly. Lineage: Eukaryota; Viridiplantae; Streptophyta; Magnoliopsida; Brassicales; Brassicaceae.
AUGAUUUUCCACUUGGAAACUGCCAAGUCGCAACACUGCGGCUGCUCUCCCAUUCUCUGCUGCAGUAAGAAUGGUUAUUGCGGUGCCAACGACGAUUACUGUUUUUCCGGUUGCCAAUCAGGUCCUUGCAGAAAAAGUAGAGAGCCGCUUGACAGGAUUGUUACACAACAAUUCUUUGACAGAAUUAUUAGCCAAGCCAAUAAUAACUGCGGCGGGAAAAGAUUCUACACCCGUGACUCUUUCCUUGAAGCCGCUAAUACUACCUCUGACUUCAAUAGUUCUACUACCAGGCUCGAGAUCGCUGCCAUGUUUGCUCAUUUCACCCACGAGACCGAACACUUUUGCUACAUAGAGGAGGUGAACGGGAGUUCACGUGACUACUGCGACGAGAACAACAGGCAAUAUCCAUGUGCACCGGGCAAGAACUACUAUGGUCGUGGUCCGUUCCUACUAUCAUGGAACUACAACUAUGGACCAUGUGGCCAAAGUCUCGGCCUUGACCUCCUACGCCAGCCGGAGCUAGUGGGGAGCAGCCCAACUGUGGCUUUCAGGACCGGUCUGUGGUUUUGGAUUAAUAGCGUAAGACCUGUACUGAGCCAAGGGUUUGGAGCCACCAUUAGAGCCAUCAAUCGUAUGGAGUGUAACGGUGGGAAUCCUGGUGCGGUCAAUGCAAGGGUUGAGUACUAUACAGAGUAUUGUAAACAGCUUGGUGUGAUAAAGCCUGUUGCCAAUAACACUUGCUAA